Molecule: messenger RNA, 3283 nt
Organism: Pieris napi
Lineage: Eukaryota; Metazoa; Arthropoda; Insecta; Lepidoptera; Pieridae
Exons: 9
Coding region: 251-1315 (354 amino acids)
Molecular function (GO): protein binding
Source: RefSeq, a predicted model, not a curated record
ACGACUUCAGUAGUUACCCAGUCGUCGAGGUGUCGGCCGCGUUUCGCGUUGCUCCCGACUGUUAAUUUUUAAUACCGAUGUAUGCUUGCACGUAUGCCCUAUUCUUGUAAUAGAAUGUUUAUUUAAAGUGAUUUUCAUAAGUGUAGUGAGGUUAAAGUUUCCGAAGUGCAAUCGAGUGAAAAUAGUCGCUUGCGAACUGUUUCCUUAUUGGAUUGAAGCGACAUGGCAUGAGGAACAGCGCGUGCGCGACAUGCGGCGAGCGCCGCUCGCGCACUCUGCCGCCGCCGCUCUUGUGCUCUCCUUUCUUCUUCCUUUAGCAUACGCUGGUUCGAUGGGCCCAGGUGUUCCCGAGAAUAUAACAGUGACCUUCCUGAAUCCGACCACAGUGAGAGUAUCAUGGUCUACUACUGCUGAGCUGGUGGAAAAAUAUGACGUUACGUAUAAGCCCUCUGACGCUAGUUACAGAGUGGUCCUUGAAGUUGCUGGAAACUCGGACGCAGUGAUAUUGAGCGGACUGGAGGCAGAUACACAGUACCAGGUGACAGUAGCCGCGUUGUGGGGAGGGCACAAGUACAGAAGUCGGCCGAUUGUCUUCCGCACGCUGGAGCCACCGCGAACCUCACCUCAGCAGGACGGGGGUUUGGAGAUACCCCGCUCUUCCGUAACACCGCCAGAACCUUCUCCGACCUUUCCUACGAUAAGAGGCGUCGAGAUUGGUUUAGUAGUGUUAGUGCUGAUUAUAUGGAUCGGCGCUAUCACUCUCUUCUUCAAUCGUUGGGGCAAAAUCCGGAUGCUACUACCGUAUCAACCGGACUAUAAACAGGAGCAAUUAAAAGUGCCAGGCAGCAGUGCUCUAGCUGCCGCAACAGCAGCUGGAACUUGUGGAGCACAUUCAGCGACGACAGCUUGUUCGCAUAUGCGCUGGUCACACACUCACACACAGAGUCUCGAGUGCGAAGAACGGUUACUCUCUCGGUGUAAUCGGCCUCGGGUCAACUCCGCCAUCUUUGUUUCUGCGGAGCCUACCGGCUUUGGCGCUUUUGAUCCUGGCGAGUUUUUGCGGCGACACGGGUCGCAAUCUAAGUUGUGCCGAAAAGCAAGAUCUGCCGACAAUAUACCACUAACAAGUAUGACUGACUCAUCAGAGCGGCUAUGUGCAAUGAAAGCGCCUAGAGAAGAAACGAUUAGUGAAGAAGGAAAAUCCGAUGACAGUAGUAGUGUUGAAACUGUCAGGCAUUUCGGCCUGCCAAUCCUUUCUGUUUCCGGACCGUCACCCCCUGAUGAAGACUACGAUCAGAUAGAUGAGUAUCUGUAGCAUUUCCACACUAGUUUCCAGCUGAAGUAUGUGCUGGAAAAGAUGCGGCCCGCUUGGCCCAGCCCUGGACAAAGUCCGAUUCCUUUUGAAUAGGAACUUUAAUGUGGUCAGAACUUUUUAUUUCCUGGUGGUUUCUAAUGUGUGUCUUGUGGAGGGACCAUUUUUGUGCUUGCUUUCUUAUACACUAUCUAUAGCGUUAGUUUUUAAGAUAUAAUAAUCAAAUUUACGACACUUUAAUAGUUUAAGUAUUGCACAAUAACUUCAAUAUCGUAAGACUAUACCUAUUUAUCAUGUCAUGAUAUUUUAUUGCGGUAUGGUCUAUUUGUGUAUAGACUUUUGUACCAAUUUAGAAUAACUAGAUUAGUUUAAUUAUCUAGAUAAUUGAGAUAAUUCGUCUCUCGUCUUUAAGACUAAUGUAAAAUAUCUUCUUUUUCUAGAAUAAGUUUGAUGAUUUGAAGGUUGAACUUUGGUCCAAAAUACUGUAUUAUCGGCACAUAACGUGUACUAGGUAGGAUUCUGAGGAAAUAUAAAUAUCAAACUCAAUCUUGCCUAAACAGAAUUGUCAAGUCAAUUAAAACCUUGUAGAUAAUUUUCGAAGGGACUAUGGCACUAUUAGGUAUAAAAGUAGAGAUAGUUUUAAAUUUUUGAUGAAGUAUACAUUAGCUUUCCUAUUGUAUUAAUCAAUCUCAGGGUCAUUAAACAUCAAUAAUAUUGCUUUUGUAUUACAUAUACUACAUAUUUCAAAAAUGUUUCUUUAUCGGAUAUUAACUCAAAUUUAUUACAUUAUUUACAAUACAAAUUAUAUAAACUCUGAUUUAUAUGCGUAAAAAAUUUGGUUUAACCUUUUUUUGUUCUUUGUACGUAAUUUUUAUAUAUAAGUUCGAAUAGAGGACCUUCUUUCUUUAUUUACAUUGAAUUUAAUCGACAGAUACAAUAUCCCAUGUUGGCUAAAGUAUACUUCAGAUUUCAAUGAACGACACUGGUGUAUAGGGACCAGAUGAAUUGGCUAGGAAUGGUAAGCGUUUGAAAAUGGAACGAUUUUUACCUAUUAUAGUAACCACUUUUGAAUUUAAGACUUGUAAUUCCCUCCACUAUUUUUAGAUAUAUCGCGAAUUUCGUGCUGCACCUUACUCCAAAAUAAACUUCCUUUUAAAAUAGUAUUUUAAACUUACUUUAUGCAUCCAUUCUUCUCGAUAUAUAGAUUUAUGAUUUGAGAUUUGAGUGUGUAACGUUUGGAUAAUGUACUUGUGUGUGUAUAGACUGUUGAUAUGACAAAUAGCUUAUUUAAGAAUUAGUAGUUACUCCUAAGAGUCUUGUAUUUAGAUGGUUAAUAUUUGGCGUACUUUAUUAUGUUUAGUAGACCUAUAUGGCCUCAUAAAUUAGUUCCGAAUGUGUAACCAGUUUCAGUGAGUUUACAAAAUCAUAUUAUUACAUUUGACAAAAUUAAUAAUUUUACAGUGAUAAUAAGAGGCAUUAUUAUUCACCAAUUUCUUGUAUUAUAUUGUAUAAUAUACAUUAUAAUGGUCUAAAUCUAUUUCUAACUACAGAACUGGUACAUAAAUUAUAAUAUGAUUUUCAAUUGUGUUAUUAUGAGAGGUUUUCAGAUAACUAUUUUGUUGUCAGUAGAAUGGAUAGUCUUUGAAGAGACUUUUGAAUUAUAUAACAAUUCUAUGUAUACACUCUAUUUUCAUUGACUAAGAAUUUUUAAAUAAUUGUCGAUGUAGGUAGUAGAUUUAUCGUGCCAAUCAUAACGUUACUCAAUUUUGUGUUUAUAUAAACAUUAGAUUCCUUUGAGUGUAUGUUUGGCUAUUAAGUACAUCUUAGAUUAUGUGUGUAGCUUUUCCAAUAUAGAUUUCGUUUAUCGUAAUGUAAUUGGUGUACAUAUCUUACGCUCAUAGAUAAUGUAAUAUAUCUAAUUAUUUACAUACUAUUUACUAUCACAAUAAAAUAAAGUACCCAUCGAAAUUA